Molecule: messenger RNA, 369 nt
Organism: Saccharomyces cerevisiae S288C
Lineage: Eukaryota; Fungi; Ascomycota; Saccharomycetes; Saccharomycetales; Saccharomycetaceae
Gene: PAU5
Product: seripauperin PAU5
Exons: 1
Coding region: 1-369 (122 amino acids)
Cellular component (GO): membrane
Source: RefSeq, marked reviewed
AUGGUCAAAUUAACUUCAAUCGCCGCUGGUGUCGCCGCCAUUGCCGCUGGUGCCUCCGCUGCAGCAACCACUACACUAUCUCAAUCUGACGAAAGAGUUAAUUUGGUUGAAUUAGGUGUCUAUGUUUCCGAUAUCAGAGCUCAUUUGGCUGAAUACUACUCCUUCCAAGCUGCCCACCCAACUGAAACUUAUCCAGUUGAAAUUGCAGAAGCUGUUUUCAACUACGGUGAUUUCACCACCAUGUUGACUGGUAUUCCCGCCGACCAAGUUACCAGAGUUAUCACUGGUGUUCCAUGGUACUCUAGCAGAUUAAAGCCAGCUAUCUCUAGCGCUCUAUCCGCAGACGGUAUCUACACUAUUGCAAAUUAG